This is a messenger RNA of Meriones unguiculatus (Mongolian gerbil), 2762 nucleotides long. RefSeq names its product hemojuvelin BMP co-receptor (gene Hjv). Bases 946 to 2205 code for a protein of 419 amino acids. Gene Ontology annotation, cellular component: plasma membrane. Gene Ontology annotation, biological process: BMP signaling pathway. The record is from RefSeq and is a predicted model, not a curated record. Gene Ontology annotation, molecular function: coreceptor activity. Lineage: Eukaryota; Metazoa; Chordata; Mammalia; Rodentia; Muridae. The transcript has 4 exons.
GUGUGCGUGUGUGUGUGAGUGUGAAUGUGUGUAUGAGUGUGUGUGUGUAUGUGUGUGUCUGUGUGUGUCCAGGAAGAGCAAUGGCGCACAGACUAGCGUAAUGGAAACGGUGGAGAUGGGGAGACAGCUGCAGGGACCCAAGCGGACAGAGUGAACCCUUCUCGGAGACAAUUCCGCUCUCGGGUUUCUCCUCUGGACAGCUGGGACUUCCAGCUUCUGAAAUCCUUGGCAAGGGUGGGGGAGGGUCUCUGAGCAACGUUCGCUGUUGCUCUUCAAAGCCAGCCACCUCUGCGCGGCAGCCAGCGGGGUCGUCAGUAGCAAGGAUGAGGGCAGUAAGAGGCCUUCCUGAAGGCGGGAGCGCAUUGCUGAGAAGGCUGGAGGGCCUGCCUGGCGGGGAAGGCAGACCCUGCCGGCUGCGGCCGGCCGGACGGCCUGCCCGUCGCGUUUCUUUACUUUCUCCCUCCUGGGUACCCAACGUUCCGUAUUCCAUUCUCAUUCUGCUUAUCAUCCCCACUGCCUUCACUCCCACACCCCACCGCCACCAACGUUCCUGGAAUUUUGGACUUAGCUAUUUUUAAAACUGUCAACUCAGUGUGGGCUCCCUCCUCCUCUCAGCUGUCCAGCGCUUGGGCCGGCCAUAUACCCUCCCGCCCCCCUCCCCCCACACCAAACCUUCUCUGGCUCUCUGACCUCGGUGAGACUGCGGCCAGUCUGGGGAACGGGGAGAGACAUGGAGAAAGAGAUGGGGGACCCCCCGGCCGGAGGAGAGCAACAGCACAGGCAGCCGUGGCUGGAGAAUGCUUGACCUCCGGAAGCACUGAGUCUAGAUGAAACUGCAGCCAAAUUUCUUCUUCCAGUCACAGAGCUACCUGUGGAAACUCAUUAGGUAGGAGCUUCAUCAGCUGGGAAGAGCCGGCGCCCGGGGGGGGACCUGGCUGGAUAGGUAUGGGGGAUCGAGGCCAGCCCCCUGGCCCCGGGUCCCCCCACGGCAGCCCUCCACCUCUAAUCACCCUCACUCUCCUGCUGCUCCUCUGUGGACAGGCUCACUCCCAGUGCAAGAUCCUGCGCUGUAACGCGGAGUACGUCUCGUCCACGCUGAGUCUUCGCGGAGGGGGCUCCCCGGGCACCCCGCGUGGGGGCGGCCGCGGCGGGCCGGCGCCGGGGGCCCUGUGCCGCGCCCUGCGCUCCUACGCGCUGUGCACGCGGCGCACGGCCCGCACCUGCCGCGGGGACCUCGCCUUCCACUCGGCCGUGCACGGCAUCGAGGACCUGAUGAUCCAGCACAACUGCUCCCGCCAGGGCCCCACGGCGCCGCCCCCGGCCCGGGGCCCCGCCCUCCCCGGCGCCGGCGCGGCGCCCCUCAGCCCCGACCCCUGCGACUACGAGGCUCGGUUCUCCCGGCUGCACGGCCGGGCCCCCGGCUUCCUGCACUGCGCCUCCUUCGGGGACCCCCACGUGCGCAGCUUCCAUCACCAUUUCCACACGUGCCGCGUCCAGGGAGCUUGGCCUCUGCUGGAUAACGACUUCCUCUUCGUCCAGGCCACCAGCUCCCCCGUGGCAUCCGGAGCCAACGCCACCACCACCCGGAAGAUCACCAUCAUAUUUAAAAACAUGCAGGAAUGCAUCGACCAGAAAGUCUACCGGGCCGAGGUGGACAACCUUCCCGCAGCCUUUGAAGACGGCUCCGUCAACGGAGGCGACCGGCCUGGCGGCUCGAGUUUGUCCGUCCGAACGGCUCACCCGGGGAGCCACGUGGAGAUCCGAGCUGCCUACAUCGGAACAACCAUCGUCAUCCGACAGACGGCUGGACAGCUCUCCUUCUCCAUCAGGGUGGCGGAGGACGUGGCGCGGGCCUUCUCCGCCGAGCAGGACCUGCAGCUGUGCGUGGGCGGAUGCCCCCCCAGCCAGAGGCUCUCCCGCUCCGAGCGCAAUCGCCGCGGGGCCAUAGCCGUCGAUGCAGCCCGGAGGCUGUGCAAGGAAGGGCUUCCGGUCGAAGACGCCUACUUCCAAUCCUGCGUCUUUGAUGUUUCGGUCUCCGGCGACCCCAACUUUACUGUGGCAGCUCAGACAGCCCUGGACGAUGCCCGAGUCUUCCUGCCGGAUUUAGAGAAAUUGCAUCUUUUCCCCUCUGAUGCGGCGCCGCCUCUCUCUCCCGCCACCUGCCUUCUUUCUGGUCUCUUUGUUCUGUGGCUCUGCAUUCAGUAAGUAGGCCAGCAGCUCCCGACCAGCUUGGGAACAUUUGAGGAUGGAGGCUGGUGUGAGAAAACACGGAGAUGUGCCAAAGGAAACAGUGGGUACAGGAGACAAUGACCCUUACCCAGAGUCAGAUGAGGCCCCAGUUCAAGGCUGAGAUCACCCUAGAAUAAGGAUUCUGUGCCAGCGUUUUGCAUUCCAGACCUUGGCAUUGGCUCUUCACCAUGAAUUUCCCAGUCCCGUUUGUAAUACUCUGAUUAUUCCACUCCACACACACCUGAUAUCACUCCUACACACCUAGAGAUCGAGAGUGCUAAUGACCAGCACAAUAUUAGAGGGUUGAGAUUUCUUAAGGGCAAGAGCUAAAAAAGGGAAGACAUAAUUAGCUAUUUUAAAAGGUGGAAAGAGAAGAAAACAAAUAGGGAAAGGUUUUUGGUUCAGAAAUGAAGUGGCCAUCGUCUGGCUCUGAGGCAAAGGAAGUCAGCUUUUGGAGCCUGGCGCCCACACAGAAACUGCCAUCCCCACCCCUUACUGAUCUGUCAUUAAAGCUACGACUUCUCCAUACCGUC